Molecule: messenger RNA, 783 nt
Organism: Adineta ricciae
Lineage: Eukaryota; Metazoa; Rotifera; Eurotatoria; Adinetida; Adinetidae
Source: the annotation of a GenBank genome assembly
AUGCAAAUUGUGAAAAAAAAUGAAAGGAAUUUUGCGAUUGUUAUCAGUGUUUGGGCUCCUAAUGGAAUGUUUGUCAUUCCAUACGAUAGGAUGGGAGACACUGGAUUCUCCCAUCACAUGAUGAUAACAAAGAGAUCUUCCAUUGGGGUUGUCAACAAAGUUCUGGCGUUCUUUUCUGAAAUCUUGUGGAAUAACCUAGGAAGUUCUAGAAGUUUCCAUCCUAAGGAUGUUGAUGUCGAACCAAAAAUAAAUCCUUCUCAUGAGGAGAUUCGGGUGCUUUUACUUCAUGAAUUUCGUUUGGGUCACGAAGCAACGGAAGCAGCCAACAACAUAUGCAGUACGCUGAGCCAGAGUGUAGUCUCCAUUCGUACCGCGCAACGUUGGUUCAAUCAUUUCAAGAAUGGGGAUUUAGAACUCGACGAUGUACCUCGAUCCAGUAGACCAAUAGAACUGGAUAUGGAUCUUUUAAAGCAGCUUAUCGAAGAAGAUCCUCGAUUGACUUUACGGUGUUUAGCAGAGCAGCUUGAAUGUUUUCAUACUACGGUGGAAAAAAAUCUGAACGAAUUAAGCAAGGCCUGGAAAAACGGAAGAGUUGAUACAUGUAUGGAUUUAAUCACAUUUCAUCGCAACUAUCAAUGGCUAGCCAAACUGAUUACUGGUAAUGAGAAGUGGGUGUUAUAUGUUAAUUACACGCGUGGACGUCAGCGAUUGAGCACUGGUCAAACAGGCGUUGCAACACCGAAGACUGAUCCACAUCCUAAGAAGUUGAUGCUGAAUGUCUAG